CGGAACCAGGCUCACAGCAUAAGCCAGCCACAAGUCGCGAAGAGUGGUGGACGAGAAGCGCUACCCACCCAAAUGGACUGGACGCGAAGAAAGGGGAAAUAUGCUCGCUGGCUGGCGGUAGGUAUGCAAGUUUGAUAGCUUUUCUAUGCGUCGCGUGCCGGCCAGCAGCACAUCGAGUGGCAGGAGGGCGCCCCCUCCCCCAUAUCGCGCCCUCUUAUUAUUCCCCAUCGUCAAAUUACCCAGCAAACGGGACACGAGGCUUGAGGCUAGAAAGUGGCCAAACCUCUCAACCCCACUUGCUUUAACUUCAAUUACACAAGGUCGCCAUGUGGAAAGCGAGUGCUUCCAAACAUGUCACUCACGCCAGGACAGGGAGGGUAGAUGGUGUACAGAGUCCCAAAAAAAAAAAAAAAAAAAAAAAAAAAAAGAGGCCGGUUUACGUACCUAGGAACCCCGAUCCCUACACGGUUCAAUCUGCCAUUCCGAACCAAGCCAGUUCCCCAAGCCAACAACCUGUCAGGAGGAAAACACAACCUAUAGAAUGCUCGACAUUCAACACAUCUGACCCCCUCCCCCUUGUGGUUUUUAAUUCUUCAUCUUCCCACACACACACCCUCCUCAUUCUUCUCUCUGCCUUGCUCCCUAUUGUCUUGCUUACGCCGCCGCCGCCGCUGCCGUACCCUCUGCUGUCUCUCAUCUCUUUCCUCCGUCCUCCACUAGGCCGCCCUCGCAUUCCUCGUGCUCUCUGCGCGUGUUGUCUCUCUUGCUCCUGCGUCGUCCGAGUUCGGCCAAAGUCAUCCUAUCCCCUUUGCUACCGAAACGUGCGCGCACGAGAUUCUGUGCCGGUCUCGCCCGUGAGGUACAUAUUGUCUGGGACCCUGCGGGCUAGCGACGCACCUCCCUUCGUCCUGACCCCUUCUCACACACUCACCUCGCACCUCGGGCAACCGCCACCAUUACUACCGCCGCCAACAAUCCCAAGGCAGGCUGCAACGCUGGGCCGGCGCCUUGAACAUUCAACAGGCGACAGCACUCACUGGACCCUGGUCCGGAAAGCUCUCGGCCCACACACAUCAACUGCUACGGCUCCCGACGCUGGACUGGCCUCAACUGACUCGACUCGCUUGAACUUGGAGGGAGCGUGUUCUAGGGUGUAUAACACAUACAUAGCCCGGUUCCAAGACCGCCAUCGUCCAAGGCCACACGCCGGAAUCCGCUUUUCUCUUCUCAUCGGCACACUGCACUACGGGCCGUCGCUCACGUCAGGGAAAAGAACCCACCGCCGCCGUGUUGUCAGUGGAGGAUCGACCACCCCUGUUUCUUCAGCAAACAACCUUGACUGCCAUCCAAAAUUGUCUCGGCGAUCAUACUCGCUUCGCCAGCUCGACAUCAGGCUACCCUUCAUCCGCAGACGCUUCUCUUGCUCGCGAAGCAUUUUCUUACUCAUUUUCUCGGUCUCGACCAGACCACUCAGUAACGCUUAAACACCGCCUCACGAUUUACCGUGGAGUGUCUUUGAUCGACAUGUUAUACAACAUGGGCUACCCUCGUGAUCAGUCCGCGGUGCCGGCCGCGCAACCCGUCAAGCCCAUGGUCGCCGCCGCUCGGCCGAGGCAACGAUGCUCACAGCCGAUGCCCUUCGAC
This is a messenger RNA of Colletotrichum navitas, 1644 nucleotides long. RefSeq lists its product as uncharacterized. The transcript has a single exon. The record is from RefSeq and is a predicted model, not a curated record. NCBI's taxonomy places the organism in Eukaryota, Fungi, Ascomycota, Sordariomycetes, Glomerellales, Glomerellaceae. Bases 327 to 1484 code for a protein of 385 amino acids.